CUGACGUCAGACUAGAGGCUGGACCGUCAUGGCGGCUGUCAUGAGAUUUGUCAACAGAAGCGCUUUCGGUCCGGCAAUGGGUCAGCAGUACGUGGCGUUUAGCUCAGCAGCAAAGGUCGGUGCGGCUGGAGUAAGAGCAGGCCAAGCUCUUCCGGAGAAGGUGAAGAUAGUGGAGGUGGGACCCAGAGAUGGGCUUCAGAAUGAAAAGACUAUCGUGCCAACGGAGACUAAAAUCCAUUUGAUCGACAUGUUGUCAGCGUCGGGGCUGUCGGUCAUUGAGGCCACCAGCUUUGUAUCACCCAAAUGGGUUCCACAGAUGGCAGACCAGGUGGAGGUGAUGAAGGGGAUCGGUAGGAAACCUGGAGUGUCUUACCCGGUCCUCACCCCCAACCUCAAGGGUUUCCAGGCGGCUGUGAAGGCAGGCGCAUCAGAGGUAGCCAUAUUUGGUGCCGCAUCUGAGCUGUUCAGUAAGAAGAACAUAAACUGCUCAGUGGAAGAGAGUUUACAGCGCUUUGACGAGGUUAUGAGAACAGCUAAAGAGGCCGGCGUGCCAGUUAGAGGUUAUGUGUCAUGUGUUCUUGGAUGUCCGUAUGAAGGCAAGGUGGCACCUGAAAAAGUUGCACAUGUAGCUAAGCGACUGUACUCCAUGGGCUGCUAUGAGAUCUCUCUGGGUGACACUAUUGGAGUCGGGACCCCAGGCAGCAUGAGCAAAAUGCUGGAGGUGGUGAGCAGAGAGGUGCCAGUUAAUGCCUUGGCCGUGCACUGCCACGAUACCUACGGCCAGGCCCUGGCUAACAUCCUCGUAGCCCUACAGAUGGGAAUCAGUGUGGUAGACUCGUCAGUAGCUGGGCUGGGCGGCUGUCCCUAUGCCCAUGGGGCCUCUGGAAAUGUUGCGACUGAAGAUGUAGUCUAUAUGCUGCAUGGACUCGGGAUUCAAACAGGAGUGGACCUCCCAAAGCUGAUGGACGCUGGAGCUUUCAUCUGUCGAACCCUCAACAGAAAGAGCAACUCCAAAGUGGCGCAGGCUACCUGCAAGCUAUAGACAAAACCCAAACCCAGGGUUCUUUUCCACAGUACUUCCACUGCAACACAAGCAUGUGACCUGGAGCCAUCGUCCUCUGUAUGUGCAGUUCUCCCUAUUCUCAUUUUAGUUUGAUUCUUCCUCUCCCUGGUGUGAGAACAUAAGAUUUAGAUGGUACUGAACUCCUGUUUGAAUAAAAUAUCAGAUUAAAUAUUCACCACACGAUGGAAUAGCUGUGCCUUAUGUAAAGUCAGUCUAAUCAUACAGAUGAUACUUAUUAAAAAACAUGCCUUCACUGAUUCUUUAAUAGUGUGCUGACAUUCCUUUCUGGCACAGACUUUGUUUAUUUUAGUAAAUGGACAAGUGAAAAUAAUGUCUUUGUAACAGAAAGUCACUUUUGAUGUAAGAAAAGACAGAUUUGUUAUGACUUCUAUUAUCCUCUGUGUGCAGUAAUCACUCAUCAAAUGAAUCAUCUAUCUACGGAGCAACUAUGGAAAUUGGUCCUUAUGAACUUGGGCAUUGUACUGGUUGUGUAUUUAUUUUAAAUUGCCUCUCUUUAAAUUUAAUGUGUACAUAUCCAACUAGAUUGUGAAUUUUAAAAAAUAAAUAAUAUUUUAUAAAUCAAAUGUGUGCCUGAUCUAAAGUUGACAGCGUUGUGAUGAAUGUACAAGCUCUGAAACAUAGUUUGGUGUAACAUAAAUGGCUUAACAGUGAAUAAAGAAAGAUUAUUACUAAUA
Messenger RNA from Cyclopterus lumpus (lumpfish), 1758 nucleotides. It is a transcript of the gene hmgcl, whose product is annotated as 3-hydroxy-3-methylglutaryl-CoA lyase. Gene Ontology annotation, biological process: ketone body biosynthetic process; L-leucine catabolic process. The record is from RefSeq and is a predicted model, not a curated record. The transcript has 9 exons. Bases 29 to 1042 code for a protein of 337 amino acids. NCBI's taxonomy places the organism in Eukaryota, Metazoa, Chordata, Actinopteri, Perciformes, Cyclopteridae. Gene Ontology annotation, molecular function: hydroxymethylglutaryl-CoA lyase activity.